CUUCUGGUGGAUUCCUUUCUGGGAUUUCCAUUCACCAACCUUGGAUUUCUUGUUUGCUAAGUUCUGUUCGUCCUCAGGCGGUGAAAAUUCAUAAAGAAGUCGGAGAUUUCCAGUUCCAAAGCUGCUUUGGAUUUGAUUUCUGUUGCUACAAUGUCUUCUCCCGCCGAAUUUUACAACUCUCUUCCACCUAUAAGUAAGGCGUAUGGAACUAUGUGUCUUUUGGCAACUACAGCAUUCCAGCUUGGCUUGUACGAUCCCGGGCUUAUUGCGUUGGAUUAUGAACUCGUUUUCAAGCAUUUCCAGGUGUGGAGACUAUUCACAAACUUCUUCUUCCUAGGAAAAUUCUCUAUCAAUUUUGGAAUUCGUUUACUUAUGAUAGCAAGAUAUGGGGUACAACUUGAGAAUGGACCAUUUCAGAGGCGAACAGCAGAUUUUCUGUGGAUGAUGAUAUUUGGAGCCUUAACAUUACUGGUACUUUCUGCUAUCCCAAUCUUCUCGUUUUCAGUCUUAGGGAUAUCACUUGUGUUUAUGCUUCUCUACGUCUGGAGUCGAGAAUUUCCUAAUGCACAGAUCAACAUAUAUGGCCUUGUGACUCUUAAGGCAUUUUAUCUGCCAUGGGCCAUGCUAGCGCUGGAUGUCAUUUUUGGUUCUCCUCUUGUACCUGAUUUACUAGGAAUCCUAGCAGGGCAUUUGUACUACUUUUUGACCGUGUUGCAUCCAUUGGCAGGCGGAAAGAACAUAUUGAGAACUCCAUUUUGGGUACAGAGGAUAGUCUCAAGGUGGAGGAUAGGCGCUCCACCAAUUCAACGUGCAGUGCCUGAUGAUAGGCGUACGAGUGGAGCUUUCAGAGGGAGGUCUUAUCGGCUUAAUGACUAAACUACUUCUCUUCUGUGUAAGAAAACAAAAAAUGGCUAUCCUCUUUUAACAUUGUGCCUGCUAACAUGAAGAGGUAAAGUUUGGGUUAAAAAAUUCGAUUCGAUUUGAAAAAGUUCGUCUCAAGCUAAUGAUGUAUUUAUGUUCCGAAUAGCGAUCUGCAGGUACUUUUGUUUGUGAUCACAUUUGCUUAUUGGGUAUCGAUCGGUAGGUGCUAAUGUUUCUCGUUGAAAGGAAUUUGUAUUCGGAAAUUUUGUCUUGCGGGGGAUAGGAAUUGUGAUUGUUGAGUUUAUAUUUGAGAUACUGCUUCUGAACUCCAUAAUCAAAUAAAAUCUUUCUGAUUAGAAAUAGCA
This is a messenger RNA of Cucurbita moschata (crookneck pumpkin), 1226 nucleotides long. RefSeq names its product derlin-1-like. Gene Ontology annotation, molecular function: ubiquitin-specific protease binding; misfolded protein binding. The record is from RefSeq and is a predicted model, not a curated record. Bases 151 to 876 code for a protein of 241 amino acids. The transcript is spliced from 7 exons. NCBI's taxonomy places the organism in Eukaryota, Viridiplantae, Streptophyta, Magnoliopsida, Cucurbitales, Cucurbitaceae. Gene Ontology annotation, biological process: endoplasmic reticulum unfolded protein response. Gene Ontology annotation, cellular component: Hrd1p ubiquitin ligase ERAD-L complex; endoplasmic reticulum membrane.